Chlamydomonas reinhardtii is the source of this 3180-nucleotide messenger RNA. RefSeq lists its product as uncharacterized. Gene Ontology annotation, biological process: ethylene-activated signaling pathway; regulation of DNA-templated transcription. Gene Ontology annotation, molecular function: DNA-binding transcription factor activity; DNA binding. NCBI's taxonomy places the organism in Eukaryota, Viridiplantae, Chlorophyta, Chlorophyceae, Chlamydomonadales, Chlamydomonadaceae. Bases 332 to 2299 code for a protein of 655 amino acids. The transcript has 6 exons. The record is from RefSeq and is a predicted model, not a curated record.
CAUAACAGCUUACUUACAAAGCAUACUCAGAUGCGCCCGACUUGUGCACCCUCGCUGAAGCGGCUUUGAACCCGCGUGAAUUCCAUUUUAAGCUCGUCGUCCACACUCACGAGCAACGAUGCCUAAGGCCAAAUACAAUCUAUACGUGCGCCUUGUAGCGCGUGUGUUCGCUCUUUAAAGGCCCACUUACCGAAACUUUUUGACCCGCGAUUUCGCGAAGAGCUUGCGGUCUUCCCGCCUCCCACUGCUGGCGAAGAGUGGACGUCCUAAUCCCCUCAUAACUCCACGCCAGGUGGGACGGGCAACCUAACGGCGCCCCUGAAUCGUCACGAUGAUGCACCUGGACGCCAAAGCCAAGCAUAGUCUGCUGGCUCUGGACGCAGCAAGUCUGGGUCUAGCGCUCCCAGGCACAUCACCGCCUGCCGCACCACUGCCGGUGCCUGGGGUGAAGCCGCCGGGUGCGGCCGGCGUUGCCGCCCUCCCGCCGGGUUCCUUGCCCUUCGGCGCAGCCACGCAGUUCGGCCAAGUCCCCUUCUUUGCGGGUCUGCCUUUUCCGCUGCCGGGCGGCGUGCCGCCUCCGCUGCCAGGACUACCACCUUUAUCAUCUGCAGCGGCAGCCGCGGCAGCUGCGGCACAUGCGCACGCAGCUGCAGCGGCGCACGCGGCGGCAGCCAUGACUAUCGCGCAGGCCGCGGCGGCUGCGGAGGCUGCACCUGGCAAGGGCCGUAUCGGGGCCAUCGCAGCGAGUGCAGCUGCAGCAACGGACCCCAAUAUCGCCGUGCCGACACCGCCGAUAGCGGCGUCGCCGCCCACGGAGCCCAGCGAUGGAUCCAGCCCCGCCACGUCGCACGGCAGUAAGGAUGGCGCCGCAGGCGACGCCGUGAAGACGGAGCCUGGGGCAAAUACCGCAGCACCGGGAGGCGCGCUGAGCUCGCUGGGUGCUAUCGCGGCGGCCGCACAGGCGGCCACGGCGGGAAUGGCUGUGCCUCCGAGCCUGUGGCUGGGGCAGCCAGGCAGCGCGGGGUCGGCCUUUCAGGCGCUUGCCAUGCCCAUGCCGCCGUUUCCGCCCAACCUGGCUCGCACCAGUGUAGGCGGAGACGGCUCCGUGCAGCCUGGAACGUCAGCGCCGGCUCACUCUGACGCGCCGUCGGCGCCGGCACCGUCUGGCCGGCCGCCACUGGCACCUGGCAUGCCUGGCAACCUUCCCUCGAGUCUUGCUGACCAUCCUGCCGCCGGCAUUUGCAGCACCAGCUAUCGCAGCAGCGGUAGCCACUUGGGCAUGCCGGGCGGCGCUCUAGGUGCCAGCCCGCCGAGCCUCGGCACGUCACCGGCGGCUAUCAAGUUGCCCGGGCGGCGGCGCACUAGCAGCACUAAUCUGCUCAGCUCGUCCCUGGGCGCCAAGGCGAGCUCCUCGGUGCCGUCGCUGUCCGUGAAGCCGGACAAGUCGGGCGCGUGCAAGUACCGUGGCGUGCGUCAACGGCCCUGGGGCAAGUACGCGGCUGAGAUCCGCGACCCGCACAAGGGCUGCCGCUUGUGGCUUGGAACCUAUGAUACGGCGGAGGAGGCGGCCCUCGCAUACGACAAGGCCGCGCGCGAGAUCCGUGGCCCUCGCGCCGUAGUCAACUUCCCUAAUGUGAACCACGCCAACCUGCCUGCGCCCCAGCCCCAUGGUGAUGACGAGAGCGGCGCGUGGGAUCCGCUGGGCACGACCUCGCUGGGCACGUCUCCCGUGUCCUCCGGGUUCAUCCCGGGCAGCUCGCCGCUUAUGGGCGGCUCCGCGCCGGUGCGGCACGGCAUGCACCCGCAUCACCACCUGCACGGCGGCGCGUUUAGCCACCACCCCGGCGUGGCGCCCAGCAGCGGCCUGGGCCUGCGCAGCACUUUCGGUGGCUACCCGGUCCGCCGCGAGCCCACGGAGCCCAUUGCUGAGGGCGAGUCGGACGUGGACAUGGACGAUGGUGAGGAGGGCGAGGACGGUGACGGUGACGACAUGGACGAGGGCGUGGGACCCCGCAGCGGCCGUGCUCGCAUGAAGGUUAACGUAGUGACAGGUGUGGGCGGUCGCACGCGGCCUUCGCGGCCCGCCGCAGCUGCGGCCGUAGCGGCCGCUGCUGCAGCGGCUGCAGGUGGUGGCGUUGACCUGGAGGACAGUGAUGGAGCGCCGCCGCCCCCACAGCCUAGCAUGGCGGGUGGCGCUAGCCGCGGUGGCGGAGGCAAGCGGAAUCAGGUCUCCAUGGACGUCGAGGAUGAGCUUGCAGAGCUGGCUGACGCGCUGCUACUCCUGCACGAGAGCGCGUAAUGCGCCCGCAGUGUAGAGUUUGACAACCGAGAAGAUUAAUAUGAUAAGGCUGCAUUAGGGCGCUCCAUCACGGUGUUGCCCGCUCAACGAAUUGCUGUCUCUCUUUUGUGGCGCCACAGUGCCAUGUCCUGCGAGCUUGGGGGUUGCUCACUUCGUUUGUUUGCGAAUCUAAAGACUGGUGAAGACUACCUGUCGCUUGUUAAUCUGGAGCGUCGCCUUAAUGCAGCAGGACAGCACGUAAGCACUAGUCGCAAGUACUUGGAACAUGCUGUGGUUAUGGACGCUGGCCUUUCACAGCCAAUGUAAGAGGUGUGUGAAGAGGGCUUUGAGGAGGCCGGACCUGGGAAACAGGGUGCAUUGGGUCAUUCCAGGGUAUGCCCGAGGGCUGUGAUAUUACCGUAAACUCCAAGUCCGCGUUCACUGAGGGACAUAACGGCACAGGGGUGGCAGCAGCGCUGCACAGGUCUGGUUGGGGUCUCAGUGGCUGCUGUGGGCCAGGAUGUAACAGGCGGCCAGUUGCUGCUCUGGACACGCCGGAAAACUGCGAUGAAGUCGACCAAGGGUGUGCUUACAAUGCAUGAGGAUUUGAACCAUGUGACGAGGGCUGCGACCACUGGUGCCGCUUCAACUUUGACAUGUGCAUGCAGCCCGCCGAGUGAUGGGUGGUGUUGAUAAACACCGGUUUUGGGCAGCCGCAGGUUCACUGUGCAGUGUAACGUGUGUGGUAAGACUGAUGUAACGGUUGCGGAACGUGUUCACCUGUUUGGGCUGUUCAGUCAGGCCCAGCCAACGGCGCUACCUAGCGAGCUGAGCCCCUGGAGCGCAGCGUCCACGCUCUUCAGAAAUUUAGCUUUCCCCCGAAGAUGUAAGGCCUGAGCCCA